Messenger RNA from Diplodia corticola, 1428 nucleotides. RefSeq names its product protein kinase-like. Lineage: Eukaryota; Fungi; Ascomycota; Dothideomycetes; Botryosphaeriales; Botryosphaeriaceae. The record is from RefSeq and is a predicted model, not a curated record. Bases 1 to 1428 code for a protein of 475 amino acids. The transcript is spliced from 5 exons.
AUGGUCGAUCCGCUGGGCAUCCCGGCUCUCACCAUUGCAGUCUUGGAUCAGCUGUGGAGGAUUGGACGGGCCACCUCCGACCUUAUCGCUGACUUCCGCGAGUUUGACAGUGACACUCAAAAACUCGAAAGCAAGAUCAACGACGAGAACAAUCGAACGCGUACCCUGCGUUGUUUGCUGUUUCAGCCUCUUCCGAUAUAUGAGAACAACACUCUCUUCGAGCGGUUCGAUGAUGGAGUUCAGAAUCAAAUCCAGAUCAUGUUUGAACAACUCUUGGGUGUAGUUGAUGAGGCUUUCCAGCUACUCUCCCGUCGCCAGGCGGCCGCUGCAACUACACCUUCGCCCAAUGCACCGCCGUCCCAGACACGCUCGACUUCCAGUCUGAGUCUAUCUCGGCACAAGUCUCUGCAGCGUUGGAGAUGGACCCUGAUGGACCGAAAGCGCAUCGAGGCCAUCAUCGAAAACUUCGGUGAACUCAACGGUCGGAUACACGAGAACGUGAAGCUGUGGUGCCUAGGAACAUCUAUCGGAGUCGAUCUUCAACAUCUCAGACGGCUCGAAAGCGAUGUGUACGCCCGAGAGAUUGGGUUUGACAUGGACGCCCGGCUACAGCUCUCCGCUACAGCUGCGAGCUCUGCAGAAGCAGACCUCGAGCUGCGUGACGCCGACUUGGUGCAAGAAAUACAGAGGACACACCCGGUAGAGGAUAAGUUCGCCGUUCUGGAGUGGAAUGGAGAAGCUCUGCUGGUCGAGUAUCGUUCAUAUGCACCCGAAGCAACCAUGUUCACCCCGCUGGAUUCUCGCACCAGAGCACUUGUUGAAAAACUUGCAAGACUCUUGCAUCAGCCCAAAGAGACCAUAUUCAGGACCCCGUCUUGUCGAGGCUGGGUGCAUGAAAGUUUCCGAAGCGACAACAUUCUGUUCUUCCCCGAUCAAGAGCAGAGCGGCGAUUCCUGCAAGGAUGGAAUCCCAUCAAGACUGGACUGGUCUCAGCCUUGGCUUCUCGGCUUUGAAUUCAGCAGACCAGAAACAUUCUUCUCGAACGGAGAAGAGGACAGUUGCAUCGAGCGCGAAAUCUACCGCCAUCCAGAUCGCCAAGGAAAGCCCGCAGUGCCAUUUAACAAGCUUCAUGAUAUCUAUGCCCUCGGAGUCGUGCUGCUAGAGAUUGGCCUCUGGCAACCUGCCAUUACGAUUUGCAAAGAUCAGCUACGCCGAACUCGUGAUCCGCUUACUAUUCAUCAAUUGCUUGUUCGGCGCGCGGAGAAGUACCUGGGCCAGAAGACAGGCCCGAAGUAUAGAAAGGCCGUCCUUGACUGCCUGCGCGGCGACUUUGGUGUGACGGAGGAUAGUAAGGAGGACUUGAAACUGCAGCAAGUGUUUCGUUUACAGGUUGUUGAGGUGCUCGAGCGGGCAGCGGGAAGUAUCUAA